UUCUUUCCGUUUUUUGCAAAAAUUUGCAAAAUUUGAGUAUAUGAAUGAUAACGUUAACACGUAUGACGACUGUUUCUAAAUAGACGAAACACGUGAAUGUAAUUUAAUGUGUAAGUGGGAUUGUGAGCCACAGAGCGCCCCCUAUAGGUACAUUGUGGGAGGCGGAUUGUUACAUUAGUUAUUCUUCUCACUUCUGCUCAUCGCUUGAAAUGCAUGUAGGUGAAGAGUCUCUGCAGUGCAUUCUCCCGGCUACAGUGGCGCAGGCUUUCACAUCUACUCUCCUCAUCUUCCUCCGGUCUCUCGUGUUUGGAAACCGAGCUCUGUCGACAUGCACGCGCUCUCAUCGACCGAGACCGAGAUGUCUGUGUGCGCAAAAGUGCUCUUUUAUUCUCUUUUAGUCAAAUGAACCUGACCAAUGUAGCCGUCGGCUGCUCACUUCUGUCCGUCGGGCGCGAUUUGUUUGCGGAAUUGUUUUCCGCUUUAACACAUUUACCCUCGGAUUGGCCGAAAGCAUCUCCACACCAGUCGGAUCCAAGAAGAGAUCCGGCUCUUUUUCCUCCGGGAGUCGGGGAUAAUAUGUCCAGACGCAAACAGACCAACCCUUUCAAAGUGAAUUGGCCUUUUCACACGACUGGGUUGUGCGGCCCACAGCACACUUUUGAGAUGGAUGCUAGAGAUGACUUCAUCGAGGAUGGAGAAUGCCAUAGCAACAACUCACAGGAACCUGAAGAGCAAGACAGCACAAGCGACGACGGUGAUAGUGAUUUUGACAAAGACGACUCCUCAAAUGCCUCUGCUGAUGACAGCAUGACGAGUAAUAAGAGCAGCCACGGCCCCGUACUACAUGAUGACGUCAAGGAGGAAAAUGAGGAGGGGACAGACCAGGGGAGCAGUUUUGUAUGUCCUCUUUGUUCCCUGGAGUUCAAUAGCCCAGAUCAGCUCAUCGCUCACGUCUACCAGCACACAGCUGUUGGUGGCAGUAAGAGUUAUGUCUGUCCUGUUUGCGGAAGAGCUCUUAGUUCUCCAGGCUCUCUUGGUCGACAUCUUCUCAUCCAUUCAGAGGACCGACUGUCCAACUGUGCCGUAUGUGGGGCUCGCUUUACAGACACCAACAACUUCAACAGGGAAAAGUUGAAGGAGUUCCUUGACACAAGUAGUAUAGAGAUCAACAGUGAGGGUGAGGCCUGUGCCAUGUCCGAUUCUUUACCCAGAAGCACUAUGACUAACCCUGACACAAGUCCUGGUCCUGGACUGACCUCAUUGCCAGAUGGUCUUCUCUCUUCUGCGCCUCCUCUUCCCUCACUCUCUGACAGCCUCAGUCCUCCAAACACAGGACUUGCACCUUUUCCAGACCUCAUGAACCCUAUGCCCGUGUACCCAGCUGGGGUUUUGUUGGUCUGCAACAGCUGUGUUGCCUACCAGCAGCUUGUGGAUGCACAGUCGCCGUCCCUGCGGAAAUGGGCAAUCCGUAGGAAGAAAGAACCCGUAGAGGUGCGGAUGCAGCGGCUUGAACGGGAACGAACGGCCAAGAAGUCCAAACGGGCAUGUGAGUCACCAGAGGAGCGGGAGAUGCGGCGCUUACGAGACCGUGAGGCAAAGCGGCUGCAAAGGAUGCAGGAGACUGACGAACAACGGGCACGUCGUCUGCAGCGAGACCGGGAAGCCAUGCGACUCAAGCGGGCCAACGAGACGCCCGAGAAGAGGCAGGCACGGCUUAUCCGUGAGAGGGAGGCCAAGAGGCUAAAGCGGCGCUUGGAGAAGAUCGACCCAUCCCUGAGAAACCAGAUCGAGCAUGACCCUGCUGCGAUGGCUGCUCUCACUGCAGAUAUGAGUCUAUUCCAGUUUUCUUUUCCCAUGUCCGUCCCUUCCAUGGACAAUGGACUGUUUAUGAAGCUUCCCUAACAAGCACAGCUCCAAACACCUCUCAGCUCAACAUUCGAGAAGAAUUUGCCAUUCUUAAAGAAUAACGAUCUUGAACAUGACGUUGAUGAGAAGGAGGUGGUCACCCUGAGAGCGAUUUGCAGUGAUGUAGGCACCAGAUGUCUUUUAUUUUCAAAGAGAGAUUUGAAGCAACUUGAUAGACCAUGAGUUGCAAUGCAACAAUGUUGAUCAGAGUUCAGCUUUAUGCUGAUAGGCCGCUACACACAUGGAGACUACCAAUGGGAGAGUGGACAGCAAAGUUCAGAUGUUCUGCUGCCUGAUAAACUUGGAUAUUGCAGUUGAGUACAAAAGUGGUUCUACAGGAUCGACAAGGCAGGCAAUUGCAUACCUAACGGUAACUGAUUCGAGUAGCCAUCAGUAAGAAGACAUAAACUUCCUGAAAACUAGAGCUUGGCAAUGUUUAGUAGGCUACAAUGACAUAUUUGAAAAUCUCUCUAGGGGGCUUCAUCCCUACAGAGGAAAGAGGAGCCUGCGACACCAGAGUCUGUUACAAUCACAAACAGUCGAGUAGGAACACCUACUUGUAACCAACAGCAUAUCAACUUGUCAAUCUCCAAUUAUUUAAUUGCUGUCAAUGUGAACAACCCUUUAUGGAUUUCUGUAACAUAAACUGAUUUACAUAAUUAACUUAACUUGUAUAAGAAAUUCCGACAUUCACAGAAGGGCUUACCCUCUCUGUAAGCAUGUUUUAGGAGACUUGUCCAUUUUGUUUUCAAGGCUCAGACUUUUAGCCAUCUCUCUUCAGAGCAGUGAGAUCCUUCCACAAGGAGGUUCUCUGUUUGCACACGGACCUACAGCGACAGGAGUGAGACGUUUAGCCACACUCAGCCUUCUCUUUGAAUUUGCCAGUCUAAAAGGUUGGAGUUUACCUGCAACUAUGGCUCACCUCCCAGGACCCCAGGUUGGGUCACUACUAGCUCAUACUCACAGAAGCAACUACCUCACCAUUGGAUCCUUGCAUGGCUUAGACACACCUGUGGCCUCAACAGAAACCACAGGGGGCCAUGCAGGUCCACACACUGAUGCACUGUUCCCUAUGCCAACACAUACUCUAGUCCAGGGGUGUCCAACCCUGCUCCUGGAGGGUUCAUCCUCCAGAGUUCACCCCUGAACCAUCUAAUCAAUGUAUUCAGGGUUACUUGAAACCCCCCGGCAGGUGUGUUGGAGCAGACUGGGAGCUAAAUUCUCCAUGAUGGUGGCCGUCCUAGAGCAGGAUUGGACACCCCUGGUAUAAUCAUUGCUCUACUUGUUCACCGAAAGGACAACACCUUAUUUAAAUGCUGUUUGAAUCCCACUGACCCAAAUGCUGAAAUCUAUGUGGGCUUACGGUCUCUUGGUUUUUGCUUAUGCAGUCUUCUGUUCACAAGAUCAUAAGAUAUCCUGGAUGGCACCUUUGCAGCCAAUGUGUCCCCCGGUGCACCCUUUAGUUGAGCCUGGUGCAGACUUUGGAAACUGACUGCUACCCAAGAGUCUGUGCGGCUUUAUAUCUCUUAAGUUUGGACUUCAAGAAGUACUUCAAGGGAUGAGGGUGCCAUUUGGGACAAGGCCUCUUUUGGCUACUUUGUCUUUUUUUUAAAGAGAAAGGUGUGGAUGUACUUUUAAAUACUAAAAGUAUUGGUUUCAAAGCACAUUCAGACACACUUCUCCGACCUCCGAAAGGCUUUAUACCUUAUCACAAUGCUACACGGGUUGAUAUUUGUCUAGGAACUCAGGGAUGGUGUGGAUCAACGGCAUCCUCACGACUUGAGAACACAGAUGAGCAGGAGACUUCCUCUUCAUUAUUAUUAUUUUCUCUUGUUCAGACUGCAAACUCCUUACCUGAGCCAAAAUGUCGAUUAUGGAUAUUACUCAACUCCAUGACGUCUCAACUAACCAAUCAGUCUCUGCCCUCUGCUGCUGUCACUGUACUAUAUAAUGUGUAUGUUACCUCUUUAAACCAGUGCGAACCCGCACUGGACCUGGAAAUGCUUGUUAAUGGUGAGGCACUUAAGUGUGUGCUCGAUCUCUAUGGCAACAUGCAUAGUGUACAAAUGCAAAUUGUUGCCUUUGUCACUGGAAAUUUGUGCUUUGGUUUUAUAUUUAAUGAUUUAAUGUGCAAUUAAAUGUGCAAUGAUGUAAAGGUUUAGCGAAUGCAUGUACCAUGAAACAAUCAGGACGAACACUUCCAGAGAGAAAUCCCUCCUAUAUGAAGCAGUGGUGAUACUCCAUAUGUAUGUGAAAAAUUCACACAUUCACACAUUUCACAAUAAUUUAAAGGUGAAGUGUGUCAUUAUUGCAAAGGCAGAUGCAAACAUAACACUUGCAUCGCAAACGCUGCUCGCUGUCUUCCAUCAUUCACCAAACAGGUACUCCCACCAAAAAACAAACGAGUUCAGAAGUUGACAUGUUAGAACGCCCAACAAACAAUGCAUUAGCAGUGUUUAAGGUAGUCGUUCUUAAACUUUUUGGGUUGACCACUUUAAGAAAAAAAUAAAAUAAAAGCAGACCAGCAAAUUUCAUUAGAGGUACGCCGGUCACGAUAACUUUUUGUUGUGCGAUAUAUUGCCCCAGAAAUAAUUGCGAUAAUAUUAUUGUAAUUUUAAAGACCAUUCUAUGCCACUAAAUAUAAAUCAUAAUGUUGCAGCAUAAAAUGCAAGAAGUCCUACACACUUCCAAAUGACAUCAAACUUUAAAUUUUUGAGAAUAUUUAGAUAGUGGAAACAAAGCAUCUAAAUAUUAGAUACCUUAAGAUCCUUAAUAAAUAGGCAACUUUUUUUCUUUUUUUUUAAAGUAACAAGUAAGACAAAUGAACAACAAACUCGUAUGGAGAUUUUUCCAUCCCGGACCUUCUUUUCUCUGUAAAUAAAGGGUGCACACUAAUGCUGAAAAACACAAUCACUACUUAGCAAUCAGAUGUCUGUAUGCACAAAGACACAGAUCCCUAAACAAGACCAAAUCUGCAGAUUAAACUAUUUAUUCUUGUUGUUGUUGGUAAAAGCAUAUUUUAAUUUCAAACUAGCACCUCAUGACUACGUUAUGUACGAGAAGCUGUAAAAGACACAGGUGCAAGUCGAAUGUACAAAACAUGGUGACAUCAAUUUUUAAGUGAAUAUAAUGGGCGAUAUAUUGCAUCACCAGAAAUUAUUGAGGUCAUGUACAUAUAUUGUACAAUAAGUCAAUAUAUUGAUAAAUGCAACAGGCCUAAUUAGAGGGGCUCAUUUAAUGCCCUCUUUGCCGAUUUUGGCUUGAGCCACCAUUCUAUAUAUUUUCCAGAAGGCAGUUUCGUUCUUAUUUCAUAGAAAUAAAUGCUUCUUUUAGCUAAUAAUCCAAUGAGCCGACCGAUUGCAAGCCAAACGCUUACAUACAUAAAGACAGACCACAAAACACUUUGUCAUGAAAUGAAUGUUAAUUCAUUUUCUAUAGGGCUUUUUAUUGACUAACCUUGAAAACAGUUUGAGAACCACUCUGUAUGUAAAGUUGGGAGUACAUUACACAAGUAACCUUGAAACUUUACUCACUUCUCAGUGUUUAAAUUGGGUGGAAGGGUCACUCAUGUUAAAACGGACCAGUGUACAUCUCUAAGUACCUCUUGAAAACAGGGUAGAUUUUGUGUGUGUAUGAUAUGUCUAAAUUUAAUUCCAAUACCUGUUACAGUUUAUUUAUUACUACAGUCAAUGGCGCACAUUUCAGUGUUUUAAAUUCACAAUGUUGUCAUUACCUUCUUUAGAGAUACCUCUAGUACUCAAAGAUGAAGCAGCUGAGCUUUCCCGCACAGUUGAAGGAAACUGGAUAUUGGUCCCAUGUUUAUGCUGUUCUGGAGUAUUGAUGAUGGACUCCUUAAGUAAAAAAAGGAUUUAAUGUACAUGUGAUGAAGCAUCACUAUGCAAUUGAGAGCUGUACUGUACUCUAUAUGUUUUACUACUAUGCAGUUGAUAUGAAAGUAAAUGGACUCAAAUGCUCCAGAUCACAAACCUCAGGCAACUCUUGAGAGUCAAGCCAUUGGUCCUCAACUCUGUAACCUCACCAGGAGAUCCAUCCUUAAGCUUUGCUUUCAGUUGCACCUUUGAUAAAGAUCGAGUUGAUGUUGGCGUAUGCACAUUCAGGAAGAACAACGCAAUGAUUAAUUCCCUGAAAAUCAUUAUAAAGCACUGAGUUUUUCCAUUCAGUAGCAUUAAAGUUGUGGAAACCCAUCCUUAUGCAAUGAGAAAAUCAAAUGAUUUGCUGUAGUUAAGAACAAGAUGUUGGCAGGAUGUAUUGUCUAUUUUACAGAAGAAAAUAUAUAUGUAUAUAAAAGGGUAUUUUCAAACAUUAACCCCAUUUAGUCUUCAUUAUUCCUAAACAUGUAUUUUAGUGGUAUGCAUUGCCAUGUGACAUGUUAUGUAUAAAACAACCAUUUUCGUUUACAUUGCAUAUAAGUCAGUAAACCCCUGGCAAUGGAACCUGCACGUUAUAAAAUACAUGAAAUUAUACAAGCUUUUCAUUAAGGAUUGGAGCUCUGUAAUGACUUGCCUUUUUGUAAGUCUAUUUAGAUAUUUUCAUGAUAAUGUUUACACUUCUAAAAGGCCAAAAUGAAUGAAAUUUAAUGAGAGUGACAAGAAUAACACUGAUCACAACGCCAAAUGCUCCUGUUCGGAAAGCCAUGCUCCGUUAUUGGCGAAAACAUCAUGAAAAGCAGGAACAGAAUGUGGAAUAAACAUUGAUUUCUCUGCUA
Molecule: messenger RNA, 6631 nt
Organism: Carassius auratus (goldfish)
Lineage: Eukaryota; Metazoa; Chordata; Actinopteri; Cypriniformes; Cyprinidae
Product: zinc finger protein 821
Exons: 6
Coding region: 403-1902 (499 amino acids)
Biological process (GO): regulation of transcription by RNA polymerase II
Cellular component (GO): nucleus
Molecular function (GO): DNA-binding transcription activator activity, RNA polymerase II-specific; RNA polymerase II cis-regulatory region sequence-specific DNA binding
Source: RefSeq, a predicted model, not a curated record